GUAGAAUUCAUCCCAAGAUAGUGUAAUCUUCAAAAAAAUAAAAUAAAACAAAAAUUAAAAAGAGAAAAAACAUCUACAAAACCAAAUUUUACUGUCGUUUGAGAAAUACUGUGGAGUGUUGGUUGUUGGUUCUUGUUCGUAGUGGAGCCGCUAGAGACUCUUCUUCCUCUCGACUCCCAUUCUCUCUCUGCGCAAUUGGUGACGGGAGAUGAUAUAGACCACAGUUGAAUCAAUUGCGGAGCUGCAUUUUCGCAGUUUUCCACGCUGAAGAGUUGAAGAAUUUGUUUAUACAAAAUGCGUCUUGUAGAAUUUCCUAACUUGUUCGUUCUGCUCUAUAUCUUCCACACCCUUAUUGUUUGCCGAAUUUGCAGCUGCGGAAAUACGAUAGACGGCAAAGUUCUGAAUGUCGGGGAGGAACUUUGGAGGGAAACGCUGCCUCUUCAAAUGGGCUCGCGACUUUACGAGCUACGAGGGCUUAAAUCUUAUACGUUGUAUGAAGUAAAGAUAUCGUAUCCGGCUUCUAUACCAGCCAGCUUUUCCUUAGAAUUGAGGAGAGACAAGUUGGAUUUGGCGCUGCACACGAAUAGAAGAUUGCUCAACACGGAAAAGAUCAUUUUCAAGACCGAUGCUCUUGAUUCCGAUCAGGAUGGAAUGUAUGUCUUGGUUAGUGUGGAGUCCGAGGGGUUUGUUGCGAUACCUAAUGUUUUGGAGAGAGAAUUCAUCCUUUUCAACAUAGUUUGUGAUGAACUGUUGUUGGGUAUUCCACACAAAGCUUGGUGGGUGGUAGUCUUGGUAAUACUUUGUCUGGGUUUGGCAUUCUUCAUCCCUUCUUUCCUUCCACCUUAUUUGCUUCAGAAGAACCCGAGCCCACGAUCACUUGAUCGGAGUGCUUCCAAACAUUCCUGAAAUUUUGAAUGAGAAAAAAAUAUUUUUCUUUGUUGUUAAUUGAGAACUGAGGCCAGAUUCUUAGCUUCAAGAUGUUUGUUUGGUCAAACAUGGGUGUUUGAAAUAAUUGGGAAGAAUUGAUCAAGGAUGUUCCAAGAUUGCAUUUUGGGGACAUUUGCUCAUUCUUGGGUUGUAAAUUGUAAUGCAAUGGUAUCCUCCCUUUUUUUCCCUAUUAGAUACGGUGUGUGGGGUCUAUGACUCAUUAUAUUAAAACAAUCAUAUUUGAAGCCUAAAUCGCACACUCACACAUU
Messenger RNA from Morus notabilis, 1196 nucleotides. RefSeq lists its product as uncharacterized. The transcript is spliced from 6 exons. Lineage: Eukaryota; Viridiplantae; Streptophyta; Magnoliopsida; Rosales; Moraceae. The coding region runs from base 295 to 906 and encodes 203 amino acids. The record is from RefSeq and is a predicted model, not a curated record.